CUUCUUCUUCUUUCUUCUUCCUCCCCCCACUAUUUCUUCAACCUCACACACACACACACACACACACAAAUAGAGAAACCAGACAGAAGAAAAAAAAAGAAAGAGUUCAUUUGUCUGAAGGCCAGCAGCUAGUUGGAACCGAGGAUAAAUGGUAACUGCUGUUUAAGGUUGUUGUUUUGGAUCUAUAUACUCUUUUAUCCAAAGCACCAACAACCGACGGGGUAAUUAAGGUACUAUUAUUAUUAUUCAUCAUGAAACACAAAGAUGAUGAUGAAAAACCAAUCAUUCACCCAGAUAAAAGAUCCAGACUAUUUCCAAUGUCGAUCGUGUUCAUCGUUCUAUGCAGCUUCUCCUUCUAUCUUGGAGGCAAUUUUUGUUCUUAUAACAAGAACAACAACAACAACAACACGCACAGACUGUUUGAUGAUUCUCCAAAGAAAGCAGCAGCCAUUGCUAUCACCUCUGUACAGAAGAUUAAACCAAUUUCCUUCCCUCAAUGUUCCAUUGAUUAUCAAGACUAUACUCCCUGUACAGAUCCAAAGAGAUGGAGGAAGUACGGAUUGCAUCGGUUGACGUUCAUGGAACGACAUUGUCCGCCUGCCUUUGACAGGAAAGAAUGCUUGGUUCCACCUCCAAAGGGUUACAAGGUUCCGAUCAAGUGGCCGCAGAGCAAGAAUCAAUGCUGGUAUCGGAAUGUGCCCUACAAUUGGAUCAACAAAGUUAAAUCAAAUCAGAAUUGGCUAAGAAAAGAAGGGGAGAGGUUCCUCUUCCCUGGCGGAGGAACUAUGUUUCCUAAUGGCGUCAGUAAGUACGUUGAUUCGAUGGAAGCUCUCAUCCCAGAAAUGAAAGACGGUACAGUUAGAACCGCCAUUGAUACCGGCUGUGGUGUUGCUAGUUGGGGAGGUGAUUUACUUGGACGUGGUAUUUUGACUCUUUCACUUGCGCCUAGAGAUAAUCACGAAGCUCAAGUUCAAUUUGCUCUAGAACGCGGAAUUCCUGCAAUUCUCGGCAUUAUCUCAACUCAGAGACUUCCUUUCCCGUCUAAUUCGUUUGACAUGGCUCACUGCUCCAGAUGUCUCAUCCCCUGGACUGAAUUCGGUGGGGUUUAUCUUCAAGAAAUACAUCGCAUACUUCGACCGGGAGGAUUCUGGGUUCUGUCCGGACCUCCGAUCAACUACGAGAAUCGUUGGAGAGGAUGGAACACGACAAUCGAAGCGCAGAAGUCAGAUUUCGACAAGCUUCAAGAUCUACUAACAUCAAUGUGCUUCAAGCUGUACAACAAGAAGGAUGAUAUUGCAGUCUGGCAGAAAACUAAAGACGGCAACAAUUGCUACUCGAAGCUAUCUGAACCGGAAGCCUACCCGCCCGCCUGCGACGACAGCAUCGAACCGGACGCGGGAUGGUACACCCCGCUCCGACAUUGCGUCGUUGUCCCAGAUCCUAACCUGAAGAAACUCGCGUUAAAGUCGAUUCCCAAGUGGCCGCAACGCCUCCAUGUCGGUGCCGUUCGCGGCGGAAACGAGGGAGCGUUGAAGCAGGACGAGAGUAAGUGGAAGAAGAAGGCGAAGCAUUAUAAGAAGCUGGUCCCGGCGCUUGGAUCGGAUAAGAUUAGAAACGUGAUGGAUAUGAACACUGUAUAUGGAGGUUUGGCUGCCGCUUUGAUAGAUGCUCCUAUAUGGGUUAUGAACGUGGUUUCUUCGUAUGCGGAAAACACGCUCGCGGUUGUCUAUGACAGAGGACUGAUCGGAACUUACCACGACUGGUGUGAGGCAUUCUCUACUUAUCCUCGAACAUACGAUCUUCUUCACCUCGACGGCCUCUUUACGGCGGAGAAUCACAGAUGUGAGAUGAAGUACGUGUUGCUGGAGAUGGAUAGGAUUUUGAGGCCGAACGGGUACGCGAUAAUGAGGGAAUCGAACAACUACGUGGACGCGAUUGCGAUAUUGGCGAAGGGGAUGCGAUGGGGUUGCCGGAAAGAAGAUACUGAAAACGGCGGUGCUGGGAAAGAGAAGGUGUUGAUUUGCCAGAAGAAGAUCUAGUAUGCCUCAAACCAGAGUUCAAGAUGAAGAUGAUGAUAUUUAAGAAAAUUAUUAUUAAUUAUAUAUAUUUUUUAAACAAAGCUAAAUAGCAACUGUACUAUUAAUUAAUUUAAUAUUUACAUCUUUUGAAUUUGGAAAUGUAAUACAAUAUUGACUUUAUUAGAAUGAAAUGCUCUUAUAUA
Molecule: messenger RNA, 2221 nt
Organism: Impatiens glandulifera
Lineage: Eukaryota; Viridiplantae; Streptophyta; Magnoliopsida; Ericales; Balsaminaceae
Product: probable methyltransferase PMT21
Exons: 6
Coding region: 252-2039 (595 amino acids)
Cellular component (GO): trans-Golgi network; endosome; cytoplasm
Molecular function (GO): methyltransferase activity
Source: RefSeq, a predicted model, not a curated record